Molecule: messenger RNA, 366 nt
Organism: Cotesia congregata
Lineage: Eukaryota; Metazoa; Arthropoda; Insecta; Hymenoptera; Braconidae
Source: the annotation of a GenBank genome assembly
CGAGUUAGUCGUGAAUUUUAUUUGUUAAAUAAACUGAAGAUGAAAAUUUUUCUAAGUCUUUUUGUUUGCUGUUUUCUGAUUGAAGUAAACGCUGAUUGCUGGUAUGCUCCACCUGGUUAUGGAGCCGAGGAUGGAAAGAUUUACAAGGAUGGAGAUGAACUACAAAAUGGAAAAUGUUUCAGCGUAAAAUGUGACAACAAUUCAUGGGUUGGUAGCAGGUGUGCUGAAUAUCAUUGUAUAGACCAAAUUGGGAACACCGGCUACAAUUAUUCGAAACCGUUUCCUGAAUGCUGUCCUAGACCGAUAUGUAAAUCAGAUCUAGAAAAAAAAUUGAAAAAGCGAUCAUUAAAAAUUUUCAGACUUUGA